This is a messenger RNA of Drosophila sechellia, 1081 nucleotides long. RefSeq lists its product as uncharacterized. Gene Ontology annotation, molecular function: oxidoreductase activity, acting on the aldehyde or oxo group of donors, NAD or NADP as acceptor. NCBI's taxonomy places the organism in Eukaryota, Metazoa, Arthropoda, Insecta, Diptera, Drosophilidae. The record is from RefSeq and is a predicted model, not a curated record. The transcript has a single exon. Bases 79 to 975 code for a protein of 298 amino acids.
UCAAAUAAAUCUCAACAAUUCGAAUCUCAAAAUAUAUAAAACAAAUCUAUUACAUUAUAGUGAAGUUUUGGAUGAGCUAUGUUCGAUACAACUAAAUACUUUCCGCGUUCAGUUGAUUCCGAGCAUCCAUCCCAGUCGGAGCACAAUGAGUCUUUGUCACAGGAUCAUGUGAUCACCUACGAUAUGGUCCAUAACCCGGAGGGAAGAUCUCCUGAUCACAGUGUCAUCGAAAUGGCAUCGGAAGCUGACCGGCGUACAGGACACGAUGCCACUUCAUCUCCCCAACUGAUGAUUAUUUUUGAAGAAGGCGACAUCAACAGUGCACUGCACUUUAUUAUUGAGUCGGCUCAUAAUCCCUUUGCCUCGAAUGCGGUGGCCAUGGUUCUGGUUGAAGAGAAAAUUCGGGGGGAGAUCGUCGAGAGAAUCCUGUCUAAGCUACAUCCUCUUAGUAAGUUUGUGGCCGAGCAUCCUAGCUAUCUGGCAGCACUGGAGAAAUGCCACACCUCCAACUUGAACAUAAUAAGGGCCUGCAUUUCUGAGGUUGCCCCACCACUGGCUUCACCCACUUUUGUGUGUGACUGUACGCACGAUAAGCUGGGAAGUUACCCAACUGGGAUAGUAACAUUUCACACAUUCCGCAAUAACCAGGAGGCCAUUGCCAUAUGUCAGUGCGAAUCACUGGCCUUUGCAUCCGUCUCCAUUUGGAACGAAACGCUAACUGGAUGCUACGAUCUCGUGGCGGCCCUCAGCUCAUCCUAUUUUUUUCUAAACUGUGCCAACGUGGACUUGUCGCCAAUUUUAAGGCCGCACAAGGCUCAGAAAAAUUACGUGAUAGUUGAAAACGGCUUUCACUUCGAAACCCUACGUAUCUAUGACAAUUUCAAAUCCAUUGUAUUUCCUAUUGCCGGACAAAUUUUGCCAUACAUCAAAGAUUACAAGGAGGAGCACGCAGCCGUCUUCUUCUUGGAUGCUUAGUAUUGGAAUGACUUGGGAAAUCCUCGACCACGACUUCCACUUCCAUCCGAUUUCGCAAAGGUGCUUGGCAGAUUCAAAAUUUAAAGUUAUUUUGGGUGUUUUUAUG